Molecule: messenger RNA, 4365 nt
Organism: Aspergillus versicolor CBS 583.65
Lineage: Eukaryota; Fungi; Ascomycota; Eurotiomycetes; Eurotiales; Aspergillaceae
Exons: 6
Coding region: 1-4365 (1454 amino acids)
Biological process (GO): regulation of transcription by RNA polymerase II
Cellular component (GO): mediator complex
Molecular function (GO): transcription coregulator activity
Source: RefSeq, a predicted model, not a curated record
AUGGAAUUUCCCGGAGGAUCCAUCACCAACAUACGCGUCAUUGAUGGAUUCUCCAACGUCUACUGGAGGAUAUAUACUGAGGAUACUAGCAGCACUCAUCCCGCUAGCGAUGGCCCGAGCAACGGCCGUACGGUCUUGAAGCAUAUUAGCCGCCUCAAGGAGCUCGAGCUUCGGCUAAGAAGUCAAGGUAGCUUGGUCCUGAGUUACCCGAGACGCCUUGGUCUUCUUAUAUUCUCCGCCACCCCGGACUUUGAGCACCUUUCGCCAACACUUUUGAGCGAGAGAGGAGAUGAUUCAAGCCGGCUUCUAGUUGGCUCUACCAUUCUCAAAGUUUGGACAUCCGGGAGUGUGUCUUCCGGGGACCUGGCAAAAAGUCAUCGGUCUGAUUUCCAGACCGCAAGCGCCAAUUCCCCCGCGCCCUCCCAACGGCUGCAAGGCAGUUCUGUACAACCUAGGCGGGUGGAUAACUCUGGUGGAUCAGCGGCCAUUUACGCCUCGUUUAUUUCAGCUGUCACCGCCGCAUUUAGCCUUCAGAUAGUUCGACAGAACAACGCUAUACCCCUCGGGCCGCGAACACUCUUUAACACCGUGGAGAGCGACCUCAACGAGGGUCAGGGUGCUGUCAACGAUGAACCUUCUUCCGUGCCAGCCCUGACCACCCUCCAAGCCCAGCUGACAUCGGUGGGGAAAUUAACAAUUGCCUUUCAGACUGUAGUACAGACUGGCUUGACGCGGCUCAAUAAACCAGGAGAAAACAGCUUGGAAGCUGCGCCUGGGACUGAUCUUUGGUUAGCCCCUACUGGUUCGAUCGCAAGACUGGUGGCGGCUCAUCCAGAGGAUAUAAACAACAAGCUUUCUUUUUCUGCUUCAGAAGAUGCUGGACAGUGGAAACAGAAUGUUUUGGAAUGGCUCGGGUACUUUGGCCUGCCAAUCGACGCGGUGACUGGAGAAGGCUGGGUUGAGGUUGAGGUUUGGGAACCGUUUUAUUCCAAACUAUCCGGAGAAGCACGUGUGAAGCAAGAGGGUCACUCGCUUCCUCUGAAGCGUAUACUAUGGCCCGCCGCCUAUUGCUUUCGACGGACAAAGUCAACCCAACUUGAAGCACCUGAGAAAACCGAAGUAAAUCCACCGUUUUUCUGUGAUCCGCUGGAUUUCGCGGAGGACUGGUACACUAAGGAGAUACCCAAAACUGCUGAGACGGAUUUAGAGUUACCCUCUGAAGGUCCAGAACGACAAAUAAGCAACCAGGACACUCUAUCACCCGGCUUUGCCAGCCUCCCAGAAGGGAUUGAAAGUCUAUCCAGAGCAUCGCUAUAUCCUGAAAUGCAGAGUGCGAGCCUCGUAUACCCCACGCCACCAGAUGGGACUGCUGGCGUAGGAGUCAACCCUACAAAUAUCCGAUCUACUUCAAAAAGUGGCGUGGAUCCGGACGUGACUAUGGAAUUUGGCCCGGCUGCAGGCCUUGGGGUCGGAUCUGGUCUUUACGAUACCAACGAGGAUGAUGACUUAUUUGGAGACAUGAACGAGAGGGACUUUGGCACGAAGGGAAUCACGGAUGCGGAUUUCAGCUUUUUCGAUGACGAUGGCUUCGACCACCCGGGGAAGGGUUCCAAUAUAGGCCAUAGGCAGGAAAGCCCUGAUUUUGUUGAUCCAGCCAAACCAAGUGCUGUGGUUGAACUUUCAGAACCCAUCGCACCCUCGCCUAACAGCGCCCCAAUUGACGUGAAGGGUGUCACUGAAGAAAGUCCCGAGCAAACACAUGAUCUGCCGCGACAUGACCCUAUUCCUGAAAGUAACGCGCCCAUGUCAUCCCCUCAUUAUGGCCAAAUGCAAACUAUCAGUCCCCCUCUCAGUCCUGUGGAGGUUAAACGGAUUCUUUUCCCAGACUCGAGCAGUAGCAACCAGCUUGUUGCUAAAAGCACUCAUGUUCCAAGUCAUUACAGCCCGGUUGCGUUUAAAAACAAUGGAUCUUCUUGGGAUCAAAAAUAUGGCGCGGACGGCAAGUUCUCUUUCGUGGGCCCAGGUACAGCAUUCACUCAGGACCCCUACACCUCGACAGAAGGCAUCCCUACAAUUGGCCUACCGCGCCGAAAAAGUAAUGUCAAGGCGCUUACCCUCCCAAAAGCGCCUGGCGGCGAUGAACCCGCGCCGAACGAGAUGGAGUCAUCAAGUCCUGAUUCGAGCAGUGAGACGGGCGAGAGUGAUAAUGAUGGCCUGGAGAGCAAUAUACUGCCCACAACUCUUGCAACGCUUAAACGAAAGCGCGCCCGUUCUAGUCCUGGAAAUUCUCCGAUAAUCUCUUCGGACAAGGCCCUCAAUGGCCUUCAGGGAAUAAGUAAAUCCGAGGAUUCUGUCUUUCUCGGAAACUUCCUCUCAACAUUUUCUGAUUGGUCAAUCGCUGGGUUUUUCUCAUUAUCCGAAAACCAGGUCUUCCCAUCACUUGCACCGCAGGAGGCGCAGGUUCAAGUUGCUCAGAUUUUAGUUGACCAAAUCACCCAGUCAUCGUUAGAUCAUAAACUCGAUGGCGAGUUUGGCGUUUCUUGUCUCGACAAUCAAGCCUUCAGCCACCGAGAGCUGCUGGCGGUCUCCGAAUACCUGGGAAGCUUUGACAGACUUGACUUGAAUGCCUUUGUGUCACUAGAAGAGCAAAUUCCCUUCUCCCCUGAUGCAUCAAGCGGCCUUACUCCUCGGAAAAAUUCUCAAAGAAAGGAACCUGGCAAAGGGUCUAUCACAAGGCUGCCACUACCACACUUACGUGUGCGACGCGGCAAAAGCUUUUUGGAAACAUUGCCCCCGGCAAUAUCAUUUUGGGAAACGUUCGACCUCGAGCCCGCUCAUGGACCUAAGGAUAUUACUGCAUAUUGCAUACAUCCACAUAUCAUGACAAGAGCAGCCGAUACGUUUCUAGAGCGGCUGGGUCUUCUCUACACUAGCUGCAAUCUUGGCAGCCAUUCUAGAGGGGAUUGUUCUGGCAGCUUUAGCAAUGGCUUAGCUGAAUGGGCCGUCAAUCCGUCAAAGCGGACCAACUAUCCAUCUAUGAUGCUACAGCUAAAGGGAAUAUGUGGAGAUCUCGCAGGAACUGCUCUUUUAGAGAGCCCACCAUCGAAGGAAAACAUUAUUAUCUAUAUUAUAAAUCCGUUUUCGCAUGCUGCAUCUCUAGUCGACAUAUGUGCUGCGUUCUGGUGUCUACUGCAAACCUACUUUGCCAACGAAGACAAGCAGCAAUCGAAGCCACUUAACGAGGUUCUGUUGCAGGUCAUUCCUAUGGAUUUUGUCAUGUCGGCAGAGUCAUUGGUUGUACCACCCCAAACAGACUAUCUGAACCUGGCAAUGGAGGUUUACAGUCGAUGCUCCACAGGUCAAAUCCAAUCGAGCCUUAUGGACUGUGCGCCGCCUGUGAUGCUGGCGGAGACUCUUCCGCAGUCGAUUGGGUUCAAGCUCGCUUCUGAAUCUUCACCCCCAAUGCAGGAAGGGAAGUGCCUUCAUGUUGCUUGUUCGAGAAGUCGGGACCAACGAUGGAUGUCUGUGGCGUGGUCGGACAAUUCCGGAGCCCUUCAACGGACGAUGUCCUACUGCAUUCGUUUUCGGAAUUCUACAACCUCCCGAGCUCUCCCAGCUGUGCGUAGCGAAAUUUGGGCAGCAACAAAAGACAUAAUGGACAAGAGCCAAGCACGCUGGAGGGUUAUUCUUGUGAAUACUGAGAAUGUGGACCAGGACGAACAUGAUACGUGGCUGGGCCUCGCCGAGCAGUACAACAAAUCAAGGCCUGUGCCUGUGGAACUGACGAUACUGAGUGUCAAUACAGCCGCUGAUCUCUCCCUGAGUCCUCCACGCUCCCCGAUGCCAAUGAGUGUCCUCAACCCACAGACUUCUUCAACGCCCAUUGCUACACCACUUCCCAGUGGCUCCAUCCUUUCGCCGGAUCAAGUGGGAAAUGCACCGACUCCUCCAAGUGGUGCCAAUGCCCCAGCAAACGCGCCCACCCCAACAGACCCACUUUUUGAAUCCGAGCCCGAAUCUCUACUUACGGACAUUUGUGACGAAUCUUGGAGUGUGGUACUAUCGCAUCGUCUGAAUGGCACCUUGCACCUGACUGAAUAUCGCCCCGCAUUAGCUAGUGGAUAUCUUCUACGCCGAAAGGGUCCCACUGAUGCAGAUGGGGCAUUUAGCAUGAACGUCAAUCUCUUGUUUACACAGCGAUCUUCAUACUCACAUGAAAACACCCUUCGCGAGAUUAUAGGGCUAUAUCGUGACCUGGCGACCCUUGCACGAAUACGAGGCACGCGGAUUGUUCAAACCGGCACAUUACCUUGGCAUAUUGCUACCGCAGUGCGCGCUCAAGAAAUAUUGAGCUAUGUCCUGUGA